Aspergillus aculeatus ATCC 16872 is the source of this 477-nucleotide messenger RNA. RefSeq lists its product as uncharacterized. NCBI's taxonomy places the organism in Eukaryota, Fungi, Ascomycota, Eurotiomycetes, Eurotiales, Aspergillaceae. The record is from RefSeq and is a predicted model, not a curated record. Bases 1 to 477 code for a protein of 158 amino acids. The transcript has 2 exons.
AUGCAACUCCCCACCCUCCUGACCACGCUUCUAAUCACAACCGCAACCACCACCACCGCCAUCCCCACAAGUCCCAAAAGAGGAACCCUCAACCCCCUCCAAAUCAGCUCCCUCACCGCCCGCACCCUCUCCGACCUCGACUUUGGCCUCUUGAACCUGACCCUCUCCGACCCCAACACCGACAGCCCCCCAACCAUCUGCAACGUAAACUGGCACCCCACACAACCCGUCCCCGUCUCCACGACCGUGAAAUGCUACAACCCGGCCUACGAGGUCAGCUUCCCCGAGGGAUUGGGCAGCCACAUCGACCGGUUCACGUUGCGCGUGCAGACGACCAACUCCAGUGCGCUGGUGGAGCAAGGGGAGGUGCGGUUGGAUGCGUACACUGAUGCGUCGCAGUGGGUGUGCCGGAAUCGCACGGCGGAGUAUAUCAAGACGCAGUGUGCGUAUUCGGGGGUGUUGGAGGUUGCGCUCUAG